Molecule: messenger RNA, 1688 nt
Organism: Chlamydomonas reinhardtii
Lineage: Eukaryota; Viridiplantae; Chlorophyta; Chlorophyceae; Chlamydomonadales; Chlamydomonadaceae
Exons: 11
Coding region: 41-1042 (333 amino acids)
Source: RefSeq, a predicted model, not a curated record
ACCUUGUUUGCCCUUUACAAUACAUUCUCACUCCAGAACAAUGGCCUUCGCUCUGUCCAGCAAGCCCGUUGCCGGCGUCGUCGCCCGCUCGGCGUCGACCAAGACUGCCGUGCCCGCUGUGGUGCGCGCUGGCGUCCGCUCGUCGAGCAAGCGCCGUAACCUGGUUGUGAGCAAUGUGGCCGCUCCCGCCAAGGAGUCUUGGCAUGGCACCAUCCACACUCCUGGCCCCGACAGCCAGCGCUCGGGUCUGCCUACUCUGAUUAACAAGGAGCAGGUCGAGGCCCUGGAGGCCGAGCUGGACCAGGGCGCCUCCAUCGCCGCCCUGCGCCGCUUCAACGACGCCCUGCGCGCCCUGCCCGCCGACCGCUGGGAGUCUGUGCUGCGCCCAGUGUUCAACGAGCUGUGCUUCAACCUGGAGUCCUUCAACCCCGCCUUCACCCACUGCCUGCUCAUGGUCCAGCGCACCAUUGGCGUGUCUGACUACGUGCGCCGUGACCUGGCGCUCAAGAACCUGAUCCAGCCGCUGGCGGGCGAGUACGGCAUGCACAACGGCCAGCCGCAGCUCAAGACCCACCGCGAGCUGUUCUCGGACUUCUUCGCCAGCCUGUUCGGCUAUGACCUGGCGCAGCUGAUUGCGGACUCGCCCGCGCCCACCGCCGCGCAGACCCUGUUCCAGCAGAUGAUGCGCGACAUCAGCUCCGCCGGCGGCCAGUCCGCGCAGCCCCUGGAGCAGGCCUCGUACGCGCUGGGCUACAACCUGGCCAUUGAGUACCUGGCUGACUACGAGAAGACCUGGAUGCUGGACAGCUUCCGCCAGCUGGACUCGCGCAUCUUCUCAGGCCUGGGCAAGAAGAUCGACUGGAUCUUCCUGGAGGUGCACGCCGAGGGCGAGGCCGAGCACGCCGCCAUCGGCCACGCUGCCGUCCUCAACAUGGUUCCCACCGAGCACAUCCCCACCGUGCGCCGAGCCAUGGCCGACCACGACCGCGACUUCGCGGCUUUCUACAACCACGUCGCUGACAUGCUGGAGGGCAAGAUCUAAUUAUAUAAGUAUAAGGAUCUGAUUGUAAGCUCGUUAUGGAGGUCUGACGAUCUGAGUUAGGUUGGACUGGCGGUCAUUCAUGCUGGUUGGUCUGGAGAAAGAGCUUGUCUUGCGGGGUUGCUGACUUGACGUUAACAGCUGUCCAAGCCGCGGCGGUUAUGAUGGUGGUGACCGGGACCAGGGAGGUGAUACGGUAAUGACCGGAUGGGGUUGGGAUCUGGCCCGCGCUCUUCAGGGCUCUUCGUUGUGUGGCCGUUGCUGGGCUUGUGGGGUGUAACUGGGUGCACCGGAUUGGUGUGUAUGUCUUCGUACAACCUCGUGUGCGCAUUCCUGACGGGGUUGCGUGCCCCCGUGUGGGCUGGGGACCUGUAUGUAUGUAUUUGUUGUACAUGCGGAGAUUGCGGACGUGUGUGUGUGUGUGUCUGUGCAUGUUGCCUUGGAGACCUGCUGUUGCUGCGGCCUGAAACGGCAAGGCAUAGGGCGGAGCACUGCUGCCCUCGGCGCGCGCAUGUGUAUGAGCUGCUCACCGAAAGGAUGAGCCAGUUCACGCGCUUUGUAAAACACGAAAAAACGCAUGACGGCGCGUCGGGGCAGGCCAACCAGGGCCAACUAGACAAUGUUUGCUGCGAAAGGCAUGUCCCCGUGU